CUACUAGGUAUGGGGGGUGCGGGCUGGACGGACGUCACAGGCAAUCUGCUGUCCUCGUGCUGUAGCUGCAGGGGCAUGUCGGCCGAGUUGGGGAGGCGGACGAUCCGAGGCGGUGUUUGAUUAGGAUUAGGAAUUCCGAUUCCGAUUCCGAUUCCGCCUUGGUCCCUUGGUCACCCGGCCUAUAGAUCUAUCUAUAUAUACAGAGACUCGAUCGAUCGAUUGACGCUGUACCUAGCACCGGUCGACUAGACGCGCGAUGGGAUCCUGGUUCUCUUCCCCUGCUCCUACUUUCUGUACGGCGGCAGCUGGACAUGAUGUCCUCCGUGAACUCUGGAAUCGCCAAGCUGCUAUCAGCAUCCCGGGCAAGUUCGACGCCAUCGUCAUCUGUGAUCUAGCCAACUGGGCCCUCGAACACUACAACUCCAACCAUCCGGGCGCACCCGAGUUCCACUGUCAUGGCUACCUGACACCGGAGUUGGACCUCAAGGCAGCCUGCGUUGGCUUCAGGAAAGAUCUCUGGUACCACCUCAACUUCCUGGCUCGCCGAACAAGCGACGGCCAUGCCGUCGAGACGCGACGCUUCUUCGCGGAAAUGCGGUUCGAGCCAUCCUCCGACAGGCUGAUCGUCGAAACAUGCAUCAUCUUAGAGGAGCCGUGUUCCAACUUCAGUACCAGCUGCGCAUUUUGUCCCGAUGAAUACAAGAUCUUGCAUCCAAGCGAAUUUGAGUGCGGAAAGGAGGGGCACGAAAAGGAAUUCUUCCGCCACAGGUGUGGAAUGGAUGGACGCACCAAAGUGUUCUUCAGCGAGAACGAGAUGCUACAUACACCUUUCAUGCUAGGAGCAGCAGUACCUCGAUAUAGAUUGUAAUAUGUUGAAGAGUGAUGUGUAUAGUUUCGCUUGAGAUCUACUGCUGAAAGUUAUACCAAACAAUCUAUAG
Messenger RNA from Lolium perenne, 938 nucleotides. RefSeq lists its product as uncharacterized. Lineage: Eukaryota; Viridiplantae; Streptophyta; Magnoliopsida; Poales; Poaceae. The record is from RefSeq and is a predicted model, not a curated record.